AUGUUGGAGAAGGCAGCUAAGAACAACAAGAUUAAUAUUAGCAAGCUUUAUGUUCAGUUGCUUAACAAGGAAAUGGCUCCUUUUGCUCAUGUGGUUUGGUGUAAUCUGACUUUGCCCAAGCAUCGUUUUAUCCUGUGGCAAGCUACUUUGGGGCACUUAUUGACUAGAGAUAACCUGGUGAGAUGCCAUAUGCAUUUGCCUUCUGUCAUGUGUCCAACUUGUGAAUUGCAGCAGGAAAGCCAUGACCAUCUGUUUUUUCAGUGCCAGCUCUCUCAGCUGGUGAGAAGCCGAGUUACUGAGUGGCUGGGUCUUGAUAUCUGGCCGGUUCAGUUUAAAGAUUGGAUUGCUUGGAUGGUGGGGAAGCCGAAGGGUCUGCAGCAAAAACUGUUGGCAGUUGUUUUAGCUGCUUCAGUGUAUUUGAUUUGGUGGAAUAGGAACCAUUGUCUGUUUAAAUUCUGUUCUAUGUCUGUAAAUAAAGUUGUUUUUUUGUUGCAAGUUUGCUUGAAAGCCAGAGUUGAUAAUCUGCCUAGAUCUAAUUUGAAUAACAAAGAUGUAGCUUUCCUUGAGAACAUUAAUCUCUUGUAA
Humulus lupulus (European hop) is the source of this 585-nucleotide messenger RNA. RefSeq lists its product as uncharacterized. The transcript has a single exon. The record is from RefSeq and is a predicted model, not a curated record. Bases 1 to 585 code for a protein of 194 amino acids. NCBI's taxonomy places the organism in Eukaryota, Viridiplantae, Streptophyta, Magnoliopsida, Rosales, Cannabaceae.